Messenger RNA from Sinocyclocheilus rhinocerous, 4490 nucleotides. Its product is annotated as large proline-rich protein BAG6-like. Gene Ontology annotation, cellular component: BAT3 complex. The record is from RefSeq and is a predicted model, not a curated record. Lineage: Eukaryota; Metazoa; Chordata; Actinopteri; Cypriniformes; Cyprinidae. Gene Ontology annotation, molecular function: misfolded protein binding; polyubiquitin modification-dependent protein binding. The transcript is spliced from 25 exons. The coding region runs from base 147 to 3746 and encodes 1199 amino acids. Gene Ontology annotation, biological process: ERAD pathway.
CUUUGCAAUGCUUCUGUUUUGUUUUCCCUUGCAUUGUCUGCAAAUUAAUCUGCUUAAAUGUAAUUGAUUUUCCUAAAAACGCAAGGACAAAUUAAGAAAUCUAUCUCCCCAAUUUUAAUGGUUGAGAAAGAGAAAACUUUGGAGUCAUGGAGGAACCAGGAGCCAUAGAGGUGACCGUGAAAACUCUGGAUUCCCAGAGCAGGACGUUCACUGUCAGGGGAGAGUGGACAGUGAAGCAGUUUAAAGAGCACAUCGCUUCUGCUGUUGAAAUCCCGGUGGAUAAGCAGAGGUUGAUCUACCAGGGUAAAGUGCUGCAGGAUGAGAGCACACUCACAGAAUACAAUGUCGAUGGGAAGGUCAUUCAUCUUGUGGAGCGAGCACCUCCCCAGAGCAGUCAGUCUGGGGAUGGAAGAUGCGGAGUUUCUGGCUCCUCAGGUACAACGGAUGGGGGAUCCACCUCCUCUCAGUCUUCCACUUUUCCAGGAACUCCACAUGACCGUAAUGCCAACAACUACGUAAUGCUGGGCACUUUUAACCUGCCUGUGAACAUCAUGAACCCACAGCAAAUACAGAUGUCAGUGCAGCAGAUGCUGGCUGGUGUUGGAGAAAUGGGGCGUAAUGUCAGAGUGAGCACCAGCACAGGAAGCAGUGGCUCUGUGGAUGUCCAUAUCAACGUGGACCAAUCAGUGCAGAGCGAGCCCAGGAUGAGGCUCCAGCUGGCUGAUAGCUUGCUGCGAGAGACACAGGCUUUAAUCCACAGACUUGAGGGUCAGUCAAGUGAACCGUCAUCUCAGCAAGAGACACCACAUCCUCAGCCAUCAUCAUCAUCAUUCUCAUCACAGCCAAUGGACAGCUCCCCACCUCCACCUUCCUCCUCAUCCUCAGCUUCACAGACAGAAGGAGCAACUCACUCUGGACCCAAUCACCCCAGCCCUUUAGAGUUGGUGGAGGUUCUGUCAGAGGUGCGAAGGGUGGAGGAGCGCCUCCGUCCAUUCAUGGAGAGAACACAUUCCAUACUUGGAGCGGCCAAUUCCGCUGACUACAAUAACAAUACUCAAGAACGAGAGGAGGAUCAGCGCACUCUCAAUUUGAUUGGAGAGUCACUCCAUCUCCUUGGCAACACAUUGGUGGCUCUGAGUGACCUCCGAUGCAAUUUAUCAGCUCAGCCACCCCGCCACUUACAUGUGGUACGGCCCAUGUCUCACUACACCUCCCCUGUUGUGCUGCAGAGUGGACCGCCCCAUAUUCCCAUUCCAAUGAACCUGGGCUCCACUAUGACCAUGACGGCAAACAGCAGACAGACAAGCGAGGGUCAGGCCCAAACCUCACAGCCCAGCAACCAAUCAGAGCCUCAGGGUCAGGCACCUCCUCCUCCACCGAAUGGAGCCAGUCAACAGACGGGUCACGGUCAGGGGACUCCAAGAGUGAUCAGAAUCACUCACCAGACCAUGGAGCCAGUGGUCAUGAUGCAGAUGAACCUGGAUGCAGAUUCAGACAGUGGAGCGCAGGGCCAAAGGCAACAGAACCCCAGAGCUGCUGGAGAGACUGGCACCACAGCACCCAUCCAUGUACCAGGACUGCCACCGGAGUUCAUGCAGGCCAUCAUUCAUCAGAUCUCCCAGCAGGCUGUCGCCAUGGCAACCGCAGCCUCUGCCGGACACCAGGGGCAGCAGCAGGGCACUGCAGGCACAGGUGCCCAGAGUGCAGACAGCCCGGCUCCUCCGCCACCUCAGGCCAGGGUGGUCAUCACACGGCCCACCUUAUCUCCACGCAUCCCCCAACCAGUGAGCACCAGAGGGACCACCAUCAACCUGCAGGCAACAGUGCCCCCAUCAGCAGGACAACAGACUAACCAAGGCAACCCUAUGACGUCCUCUCCUCUCACACAGAUGGUCAGUGGUUUGGUAGGGCAGCUUUUGAUGCCAUUGCACACAGGCGACCAGACGUCCACUACCUCAUCGUCCCAUUCCUUCUCUUUCUCUACCUCCACAGCUACCCCUUCCUCCUCCUCUAUCUCCUCCUCCACUGCUCCUCCAUCCUCUACCAACACAUCCGGUCAGACGUCCACCCACACCACCAGUACGGCGUCCAUGGGUCAGUCCCAGGAGGGCGGCCCAGGAGAUAACCUAGCUCAGCUGCUGGGCUCACUUUUGGGAGGGUUUGCGGGAGCUGGUGGAGGGGUGUCUGGAGGUCCUCCCUCCAUUACAGUGACUGUUCCAGGCGUCCCUGCAUUUAUCCAGGGCCUGUCUGAGUUCAUUCAGUCUGGCCAGCCUGUGUUUCCUCCACCAAACCAGCAGCCUCCACCCUCACAAGCCACACCCUCUGCCCCUUCAGGAGCUGCCCACACUACCGCCCCUCAGCCUCCCAGUGGAGGUGGAGAGACCCUCAGCCCUGAGCUUUUCACAGGCAUCGUGCAGGGCGUCCUGUCCACAAUGAUGGGUUCUCUGGGUGCUGGUCAAGGCAACACUGAGAGCAUCGCCCAGUUUAUUCAGAGACUUUCCCAGACCAGCAACCUCUUCACUCCUGGAACUGGAGAUGCAGUGGGGUUCUUUGGAGAUCUGCUCUCUCUGGUGUGUCAGAGUUUCUCAAUGGUAGACAUGGUUCUGCUGCUACAUGGUAAUCCUCAGCCUCUGAGCCGCGUCCAGCCCCAGCUCACGGCCUUCUUCACUGAGCACUAUCUGCAAGGCCUAGAGCCCACCGAUGCCAACAUAGCUAGUGCUGCUGAGGAUCUGAUCAAUGGACUAGAAGAGUACAUUGCAGAGAGUUUUUCCACUGUGACUGUUCGCUUGGGAGUGGACAUCAUCCAAACCAACAUAUCCUUCCUGAGACAACAGUUCACUCGCAUGGCUACUCACAUUCUACGCUGUACAGAUAACACAUUUGGCCAGCGCUUGCUGCAUAUGUGCACCCAGGGUCUGUUUGAGUGUUUGGCUCUCAAUCUCUACUGCUUAAGGGGAGAGCAAAGAGCUUUAACCACUGUCAUCAACCACCGAAUUAGGAGAAUGUCAGCUGAAGUGAACCCCAGUCUGGUGAACUGGUUGACCAGUAUGAUGUCCAUGAGGCUGCAUGUGAUUUUAGAGCACAAUCCAGUCAGUGAAGACCAGAUCCAGCAUUACGUCCUCUAUACGCAGAGCGAGUCGUCUCAAAGAAUAGAGUCAGACGCACAUGCAAGCCAGCAAUCAGAUAACAUGAGCGUUGAGAUGGAAGAGGGUCUGUCUCCUGCUCCUGCCACCACUGCAGAGGAAGUCAUGGCAUCCUCAGGAGACACUACUGACGGUGAUGAACCACCUGGCAGGCCAUUGUUAGAGGAGACACGAGGAGCAGUAGCCAUGGCACCCGUAGACAGGGAGGAGUCAAUUGGAGAGGCGGAGCCAUGGGCAGCAACUCUUCCACCUGAGUGGGUACCCAUCAUAAGACAUGACAUGUUGACCCAGAGGAAGAUGAAAGCACAGCCGCCUCUGUCUGAUGCUUAUCUGCAUGGGAUGCCAGCUAAGAGGAGGAAGACCACACAGGGGGAGGGUCCUCACCUCUCUCUCUCUGAGGCUGUGAGUCGAGCUGCCAGGACAGCAGGGGUGCGACCUGUUACUGCCCCAGAUAGCCUACAGGGGGAGCUGGAGGCAUCAGAGCUGCAGGAAGCUUAUACACAACAGGUGAAGAGUGAUAUAAAGAAACGACUGAGUGAUGAUCCAGACUACAACCACCAGCGGUUUCCCAACACUCACAGAGCUUUUUCUGAGGACUCCUAACCCAACAGCUCGGUUUACUCUGUCUUGUCAUCUGUCGAACAUAGUCAUCAUGACCAUGACGUCUCGAAGAACGGCCAAUAGCGUCUCGUGCAUUGAGGGGUUCCAGCUGUUUUGAAAUCGGCGACAGACACAUAUCUCAGAUGUCUGCCAUAGUCAAAUGUGUGGAUAGUGGCUAAAUAUAGAGCCGGUGAACUAGACCGGCCAUGGAGGCAGAAGAAACUAGACUUUCUUUCCACUACGUGGCAUCCAUUUGUCGGAAACAGCAUCUUAUAAUCUUAGUAGAUGUCAAAACGUUCAGUUUUAAUCUGACAGGAUUCAUAUAUGCCCCUGUCCAUUGUAAAUUAGCUCUACAUUGUUGUAAUAAGUUGUUUUAAUAAUGACGAUAAUAUCAGGCACAUAUACAUGAAGAAAACGUAAUUCGUUCCAGCUUGACCUGCUCAGUGUGUAGAGGAGAUGCCGAGAUUGAUGUUUACAAGCUCCAGACAUGUUGAACAAGAUUAGAUAGAUGUACAGCACUGCACAUUCGUCACUGAGGACUGGAAGAGUUUUAGUCAUAGUGAAUGCCAUACAGCUGUUAUUUGUAAGUAUUUCUUGCAUGCCAAAAACAUCUGGUUGGCUCCAUCAUGUUGUUCAUGAAUGUGGCUGUUACAAAAUAAAUGGUUCUAGUUUUAAAGAAACGGCCGGCUGUGUCUGCCUCCAUAUGUUUGGCCACUUACAUUAAAGAAACCUCUUUGCUAUGGUUUA